Hyaloscypha bicolor E is the source of this 840-nucleotide messenger RNA. RefSeq lists its product as uncharacterized. NCBI's taxonomy places the organism in Eukaryota, Fungi, Ascomycota, Leotiomycetes, Helotiales, Hyaloscyphaceae. The transcript is spliced from 2 exons. The record is from RefSeq and is a predicted model, not a curated record. Bases 99 to 410 code for a protein of 103 amino acids.
CUUGCAUUGUGUCCUAACAACUCUCAAUUUGAUACGGAUUCGCCGUCUAUUCUCGAUACUCGACAACUUCGUCGCCUUCGCCCGUCACCGACGUCGCCAUGACUCCCAUCAACAACGCGAACAACUUUGCUCUCCCAGCCUACCAACGAGAACAACUCGACGCUCUUUCAAACAUCGCUGUCAACGGUUCUGUCGAGUCUGAAAACUACUCCAUUGAAUUCCCAGAACCAGCAGUCACUUCAGAACUACAAUCGCAACGACUCAAUGGCUUCCUGGCCUCCGAUCCGCCGUACUCACGGCAAAACCAGUCGGUCGCAGCGGCGAUACGGUCGAUGACACAGACACUUCAAGCUUUCGACAUUGCUUUCGAAAUCCCAGCUCCCACAACGCCCAGGCGUACGACUCCUUGAGGCAUAGAACAUCUUUCGAUAAAUUACUUGUACAUGUUUUGAUAAUGAUAAAUGAGCGGGUUUUGGGGGUUUGGGCCAUACAUUUUUGAGAUCUCGUGGUAUUUGCAAGUUGCAGUACCGGGCGCAGGCGUUAAUGGGUACAUAGCGGGCGAGUUUUUGGAUGGGAAAUUUGGAUACCUUACUGCAAUAGCGAUGGUCAUGGAAUUAUUUGGCACGGGAAAACGACAGGUCUAGCGUUUCAUUAAAUGGGAUUAGACUUUCCUGCCUGGUUUAAUGGUUUUGAUGCGGAAUUAACCACACGUUGAAGUUCCUCAGUUUGCUCGUCCCAGGCUUGACUUCGCUUCUCUGCCCCCCUCGAGCGUUCACUACUUAACCGCCCAAUUAUACCCCUGUCGGAACACUCAAAAUUUGGGAUUUUCUUAAAGUGCAC